Molecule: messenger RNA, 501 nt
Organism: Gaeumannomyces tritici R3-111a-1
Lineage: Eukaryota; Fungi; Ascomycota; Sordariomycetes; Magnaporthales; Magnaporthaceae
Exons: 2
Coding region: 1-342 (113 amino acids)
Source: RefSeq, a predicted model, not a curated record
AUGAGGCGCGCCAAAGACGCAGAGCCAACAGUCAAGCGCCUCUCUCCCUCCAAGCGUCCAGAAGUCGGUCAGACCGGUAUCACCAGGCUAGAUACCACCCAGCACAGGCUGGCGUUGACAGCUCCCAAGCCGGGGCGUCACGAAAAAGAAGCCAGAAGCGACGGCGGGUGGAGAUGGGGCCGGCAGCCCUGGCCGAGGAACCCAGUCGACCAAGGCGGGAAGCCAGCCAGUCGGGUGCUGUCGAGGGCGAGGCGCGAGGUUGAACGUAAGCAGCGUCGACAAGGGCGGGCCGCAGAACGCAGAGUGGGAAAUGAACGGGCCUGGCAGAGAGAGUAUGAGUGAGUGUGCGCUGUGCUGUGCUCUUUGUCGAAUCUGGCCGCGGCAGAUUGAAAACAAAAAGAGACCAGAAGGCAGCACGACAUCCAAGACUCCAAGACACCAACGCUGUCCGCCUCCUCAACACGCACACGUACUUACCACACUACUACCCUACCUGGGAAC